Messenger RNA from Lemur catta (Ring-tailed lemur), 2659 nucleotides. Its product is annotated as integrin beta-2-like. The record is from RefSeq and is a predicted model, not a curated record. NCBI's taxonomy places the organism in Eukaryota, Metazoa, Chordata, Mammalia, Primates, Lemuridae. Gene Ontology annotation, molecular function: amyloid-beta binding; integrin binding. Gene Ontology annotation, cellular component: integrin complex; focal adhesion; cell surface. Gene Ontology annotation, biological process: cell adhesion mediated by integrin; cell migration; integrin-mediated signaling pathway.
CAACAGGAAGCCCAGGCCUCAGGCCCCGCGUCUCCGCCCGUGUCUUCCAGCCGUGGCCCAGAGCCCGCCGAGGAGAGCGGCGGAGCCCCCAGCCCCCCGGGACCCCGGUGCUGAGCCCCAGGGCGCGAGUGGGACAUGCUGGGCCGGUGCCACCCGCUGCUCGCCCUGGUGGGGCUGCUCUGCCUCGGGUCCGUCCUUGCCGAGGAGUGCACCAAGUACAAGGUCAGCACCUGCCGGGACUGCGUGGAGUCGGGGCCCGGCUGCGCCUGGUGCCAGAAGCUGAACUUCACAGGGCCGGGGGACCCUGACUCCAUCCGCUGCGACACCCGGGAGCAGCUGCUCAGGCUGGGCUGCGCGGCCGAUGACAUCAUGGACCCCAGGAGCCUGGCCGAGGCCCUGGAGGACCGGGUGGGGGGCCAGAAGCAGCUGUCCCCACAACAAGUGACGCUCUACCUGCGGCCAGGUCAGGCGGCCGCGUUCAACGUGACCUUCCGGCGGGCCAAGGGCUACCCCAUCGACCUGUACUACCUGAUGGACCUCUCCUACUCCAUGCUCGACGACCUCAUCAACGUCAAGAAGCUGGGCGGCGACCUGCUCCGGGCCCUCAACGAGAUCACCGAGUCCGGCCGCAUCGGCUUCGGGUCCUUCGUGGACAAGACCUUCAGGCACGUGCUGAAGCUGACCAGCAACGCCGACCAGUUCCAGGCCGAGGUCGGGAAGCAGCUGAUCUCUGGAAACCCGGACGCCCCCGAGGGCGGGCUGGACGCCAUGAUGCAGGUCGCCGCCUGCCCGGAGGAAAUCGGCUGGCGCAAUGUCACGCGGCUGCUGGUGUUUGCCACGGACGACGGCUUCCACUUUGCGGGCGACGGGAAGCUCGGUGCCAUCCUGACCCCCAACGACGGCCGCUGUCACCUGGAGGACAACAUGUACAAAAGCAGCAACGAAUUUGACUACCCGUCGGUGGGCCAGCUGGCGCACAAACUGGCCGAAAGCAACAUCCAGCCCAUCUUUGCCGUGACCAAGAGGAUGGUGAAAACCUACGAGAAACUCAGCGAGAUCAUCCCCAAGUCGGCCGUCGGGGAGCUGUCUGACGACUCCAGCAACGUGGUCCAGCUCAUCAAGAACGCCUACAACAAACUCUCCUCCCGGGUCUUCCUGGAGCACGGCGCCCUCCCCGACACCCUGAAAGUCACCUACGACUCCUUCUGCAGCAAUGGAGUGACAGUCACGGGCCAACCCAGAGGGGACUGCGAGGGCGUGCAGAUCAACGUCCCGAUCACUUUCCAGGUGAAGGUCACGGCCACAGAGUGCGUCCAGGAGCAGUCAUUUGUCAUCCGGCCGCUGGGCUUCUCGGACACGGUGACCGUGCGUGUCCUUCCCCAGUGCGAGUGCCAGUGCCGGGACCAGAGCCGGGAACACAGCCUCUGCCAGGGCAAGGGCUCCUUGGAGUGUGGCAUCUGCAGGUGCGAGGCUGGCUACAUCGGGAAAAACUGCGAGUGCCAGACGCAGGGCCGGAGCAGCCAGGAGCUGGAAGGAAGCUGCCAGAAGGACAACAGCUCCCUCAUCUGCUCGGGGCUGGGGGACUGCAUCUGCGGGCAGUGCGUGUGCCACACCAGCGACGUCCCCAACAAGCAGAUCUACGGGCGGUACUGCGAGUGUGACAACGUCAACUGCGAGUGCUACAACGGCCAAGUCUGCGGCGGCCCCAAGAGGGGCCUCUGCUUCUGUGGCACCUGCCGCUGCCUGGAGGGCUAUGAAGGCUCCGCGUGCCAGUAUGAGAGCACCGAGGGCUGCCUGAACCAGCGGAAGGUGGUGUGCAGUGGCCGCGGCCUGUGCCACUGGAACCAGUGCGAGUGCGGGUACCCCUACCAGCCGCCCCUGUGCCUGGAAUGCCCGACCUGCCGCUCGCCCUGCAAUUACAGCUCCUGUGCCGAGUGCCUGCGGUUCGACAAGGGCCCCCUGGGGAAGAACUGCAGCGCGGCGUGCGGGAACCUGCAGCUGUUGGACGUCCCCGCCCAGAGCGGCGGCAGGACCUGCAAGGAGCGGGACUCGGAGGGCUGCUGGAUGACCUACACCCUGUGGCAGCAGGACGGGUGGGACCGCUACGACAUCCAUGUGGAUGAGAGCCGAGAGUGUGUGCCCAGCACUGCGGCCAUCGUGGGGGGCACGGUGGCGGGCAUUGUGCUCAUCGGUGUCCUCCUCCUGGUCAUCUGUAAGGUCCUGACCCACCUGAGCAACCUCCAGAAAAACCCUUUCAAGAAGGAGAAGCUGAAGUCCCAGUGGAACAACGAUAACCCCCUUUUCAAGAGCGCCACCACGACAGUCAUGAACCCCAGGUUUGCUGAGAGUUAGGAGCCCUUGGAGAAGAGAAGGCUGCCGGGGCCGGCCAGACGGGACCCCUCCAACCACGUCACCCCCCUCGUGCGACCGUGGCACGGCGGCACCCAUUAACCACAAAUCCACUGUUUUUCCUGCCCUCGGCAUGACAGACGUGGCCAGGUGUUUACCCAGACGCCCCGGAAGGCACAGCACCCCCCCCCCAUGGGCACCGUCUUCCCAGACACGUGAGAAAGGACUGCCGAGUCCUGGGGGGCUGGAUCCGUGGGUCCUGUGUAAGUUAGGACAGCAGUCUGAUUAAAGGUGGCGCAAGUUUAUUUAU